UAGACCGCUUCAAGCCUUCCAUUUUUCCUCUCUCUUCUUCCAUUUUUUCCCUAUCUGAUAGGGUUUCAACGAUCUUCUUUGCCCGUUUUUCUCUCAUGCAUUCACAAUCUCAGGCUGAAUUCAUCUUGAUCGUGUUCAUCAUCUUCGUUUCCUCUCUUCUUUUUGCUCUCUUUCGAGGGUUUUUGGGUGCAAAUCCGUGCAGAUUCCACCUCCCGGGGUUUUUUGAGCUAUACUCAUGUCGAAGCUCUUUGCCUAUUCCGGUAGUGAAGAUUUUUGCCCUGGAGGGUCAAUAUAUCCAAAUCCCAAGGACUCAAGUUUAUUCUUGUCCCUUCCUUACCACGUCGAUGUCUAUUUUCCUCCUCGCAAGAAGUCUCGCAUCAUCGCUCCAUUUGUGUUUGGUGGAGGAGUUGAAUCAAAGGCAAAUGUUUCCAUCGAGAUUCUUCCAGAUGAGUGCUUGUUUGAGAUUUUCAGACGAUUGUCUGGUGGCAAAGAAAGGAGUGCCUGCGCAAGCGUUUCUAAGCGAUGGCUUAUGCUUUUGAGCAAUAUAUCUUCCCACGAGUUGAAGUCCAAGGAUGAGGUGACCUUGAAGGAGGUUGAGGACAUUGAAAUUGAGAGUGAUGGAUAUCUGUCUAGGAGUUUGGAAGGGAAGAAGGCAACAGAUCUCAGACUUGCUGCCAUUUCGGUUGGAACUGCAAGUCGAGGGGGUUUAGGCAAGCUCGUGAUCCGUGGAACUAAUCAUGUCAGCAAGGUUACAGACCUCGGACUCAAGACAAUUGCUCGUGGGUGUCAAUCUCUAAGGGCUCUUUCUUUGUGGAAUCUGUCUUCAAUUGGAGAUGAAGGUCUUUGUGAGAUUGCCAAGGCAUCUCACCAUUUGGAGAAGCUUGAUCUCUGUCGAUGUCCUGCUGUAUCUGACAAGGCUGUGGUUGAGAUAGCUAGGAGCUGCCCAAAGUUGACUGAUAUUACAAUAGAAUCUUGUGCGAAAAUUGGAAAUGGAAGUCUGCGAGCUAUUGGGCAGUUCUGCCCCAAGCUGAAGUCUAUUGUGAUUAAAGAUUGCCCGCUUGUUGGAGAUCAAGGAAUUGCAAGCUUAUUGUCUUUGAACACUUGUGCUUUGAAUAAGGUGAAGCUUCAGGCGUUGAAGGUUUCCGAUGUGUCCCUUGCUGUUAUUGGGCACUAUGGCAAGGCUGUUACUGACCUUGUCCUCACCGAUCUUAAGAAUGUUAGUGAGAAAGGGUUCUGGGUCAUGGGAAAUGGUCAUGGACUACAAAAGUUGAAGUCAUUCACAGUUUCCUCCUGCAAUGGAGUGACAGACAUGGGGCUUGAAUCUGUUGGAAAGGGUAGUCCAAAUUUAAAGCAUUUCUGUCUAAGGAAGUGUUCAUUUUUAUCUGAUAAUGGCUUAGUCUCUUUUGCAAAAGCUGCAAGGUCUCUUGAGUGCUUGCAAUUGGAGGAGUGUCACAGGAUUACUCAGUUUGGAUUCUUUGGUGUCCUUUUAAACUGCAGUACAAGCUUGAAGGCUCUUUCUCUCAUAAGCUGCUUGGGAAUUAAGGACAUGAACUCAGAAUUGGCUAUGCCGGCCUCUAGUGGAUCCUUGCGGUCGUUGACCAUCCGCAACUGCCAUGGUUUUGGCAAUAGAAACCUUGCUUUACUGGGCAAGCUGUGCCCCCAGCUACAAAAUGUGGAUUUUAGUGGACUUGUUGGAAUUGACGAUUGUGGGUUGCUAGCUUGGCUCCAAAACUGUCAGUCAGGUUUAAUGAAGAUCAAUGUUAGUGGUUGUGUCAACCUGACCGACAAGGUUGUUUCAUCCAUGACCGAGCACCAUGGUUGGACCCUUAAAAUGCUUAAUCUCGACGGUUGUAGGAAGAUCACAGAUGCUAGUUUGACUUCCAUCGCAAACAACUGUCCGUCACUCAGUAAUCUCGAUGUCUCAAAAUGCUCAAUCACGGAUUCAGGAGUUGCAGCUCUAGCUCAUGCCAAGCAACUGAGUCUGCAGAUCUUUUCGAUUUCUGGUUGCUCAUUCGUAUCAGACAAAAGCUUGGCAGACUUGAUAAAUUUGGGUGAUACUCUUGUGGGUCUGAACAUCCAGCAUUGUAAUGCUAUCAGCAGUAGCACUGUUGAUCUGCUUGUGGAGCAGCUCUGGAGGUGUGACAUUCUUUCAUAAAUUGAUGGCACUCUGAAGCUAGUCGAAGAAUUUUGAACCGUAACUUAACCGCGAAUGUCCGUAACUCUAGCUAGCUGUUCCGAGUGAGGGCCAGUUCACAAAGUUUUGGGGUAUAUAUAUAUAUAUAUUUACCAAAGAUCAUCCCAGUCCAUGCAGCAUUUUGGUUCUUUUUUUUUUUCAGGGUAUAUGGCCAUCUCCCUCUCAUUUUUUGCAGAUCUUCAAUUCCUUGGCGAUCUGUUGCCUAGUAGAGGGAUGUGUACCUCUUUCGAUGGCCAAUUUUCCCCGAGAACGACAGUACCAGAAUCUGUGUCGCUGGGUCUCGAUGCCUGGAUUCACCCUGCCCCUCGAAGAUGCCACGUCAUAGGUCCAUGCUUUUCCCGGUUUGCUGAUUUGGUUUUUUUUAAGGAGUCUAAGUUCUAGAAAUUGCUCUUGCAUGUCAUGGUUUUGGCUUGUAGGAUUUUCCUCAUAAAGGGUAUGGUUAUAUAUAUAAUGUGAGUGUUUUGUAGUGUUCAUGGGUCAUUGUUGUGGUUGCUUUGGACAGUUCAAAAACUAUGGUGCCUUGUGUUUCCAUGGGCUUUGGCCAUCACAGCUCUUUUGGGUUGUUUUUUUCCUUAUUGCCUGCCAAGCCCUAGUGUUUGAGGUACCUCUUUUUUUUUCCCCUCAUUGGAGAACUGUACAUGCAACCUCCUCAUUUUACAUGUAAUAAAAUCUUCACUCUGCCCUGCCCAUUUUGUUUUA
Molecule: messenger RNA, 2893 nt
Organism: Benincasa hispida (wax gourd)
Lineage: Eukaryota; Viridiplantae; Streptophyta; Magnoliopsida; Cucurbitales; Cucurbitaceae
Gene: EBF1
Product: EIN3-binding F box protein 1
Biological process (GO): SCF-dependent proteasomal ubiquitin-dependent protein catabolic process
Cellular component (GO): SCF ubiquitin ligase complex
Molecular function (GO): protein binding
Source: RefSeq, a predicted model, not a curated record